Molecule: messenger RNA, 3472 nt
Organism: Caenorhabditis auriculariae
Lineage: Eukaryota; Metazoa; Nematoda; Chromadorea; Rhabditida; Rhabditidae
Source: the annotation of a GenBank genome assembly
AUGCAAUCUCUCCGGAAGCUCAUGAACAAGCCGCGACCCGACGAUUGGGCUCCUCUCGCAAAGUUUUACUACGCAGACGAGACAUUGAACGAUAUCGGUUUGCUUUCCCAUAACAUUCUUUUAGAACGAGAGUUUUCUCGAUUCUGAGAAGAAAAAUGUAUCAUCGUUGUAGCCUGUUCCUAGGAAUUCUUGUCUCCUUCAAUUUAGAUAAGAGACAAAGUUUUUUGUUUUCAAAUAAUCCAGACUUUUGAACGGAUAAAAAAACCAAUCAUGUAUGUUCUACUUCAGUGCUUUAUAUGCUAUUCAAGAGAGUCGCAACAAAAUUUGUUAUUCUCGCUGAAAUUUCAUUCGAAAACCAAAGUUUCAGCAAGCGAGUUGGACUCAUUCGAUGGUCGGAGAGAUCCUGAGCGUUGCAACGGCUUGGUAAAUAAACUACGGGUGGCGCAAGACCGGGUUUUACAUAUUAUUGGUUAGUUUCAGAGCAAAAUUUUCAAAAACAAGCCAUUUUUUUAGGGGAAAUGUUAGUGAUUUUGUAUCCACGCGAAUCUGACAGGGCGUGUCGCGACUUCCGCGUCAAAUUUCCAGACGAUAUUGUUCACGACACACUCCCAGGGCAGCUUUGGUUUGGGGCCGAGGUUGGGAAAAUCUGAAAAAGAUUAGGGGAACUCAUGAAAUUUUACAGUGCUUGGCAGCUGGAUCGAAUAUCAUCGAUCACGAAGCCGAGUCCGAUCACAUCCGACCACUUGCUAAAGAGCUGACUAGGCAUUUAGACCACUUGCGAGAUUUGUUAAAGGUUCAUUGAGUUUGAAAAAAACCUAAACAAAUCUUCAUUUCCAGGACCAAUCACUGCGAGACCCUUCUGCCUAUACCGCAACUAUUAAGGAUAGUUUGUUAAAGUUUGACAAACUUUUCGCGGAUUUUGAGUAUCAGUAAGUUCAACUUUGAGAGUAUGAGGUGUAGUUCAUUUUUCAGAUAUGUGUCCGCGAUGGUUCCUGUCAAGUCCGUGAAAGAGCACGACUCCCAACUUGAUGUCGCUGUUCUCUUCUCCGAAGUUCUUCACCGGGCAAUAGCCAAGAAUCUGAUCACUCAAGAUCAAAUCGACUAUUGCGAUCCUUCGGUCAUGAUUGCAAUCCCUCGCCUUGGAAUUGUCUGGUAUGGAAAAAUAAAAAAUAGUGGAUUUUGAUAAUGAUUUCAGGGGACUUCUCUACUAUCCUGACGGAGCUUUGAACGUUGAGGGACCCCAGGAGAAUCUUUCUGAAAUGUUCAGACCUUUUUACUCGCUUUUGAUCAAAAUCAGAAACCUCCUUCAAAUCUUGUCACAAAACGAGCUCAUCAAGGUUAGUUAUUAUCUUUUUUUUUUCACAACUCAAACAUUUCUCAAGGAUGCUUUGAUUAUUUUAAUUUCUCUACAACACACAAAAAGGAUUUUUAGGUGGAGCACGUCCUGUGCAAAGGAGAGUCGAACGCUCCUGAAGUUCAUACUGGAGCUCUGACGAUGAGCGACUACCGUGCCAACGAGGAGAGCAAGAAACGAAGCGGCUGGAUCGGCAAGCCUUCCUCGAGCAACUUGAAAGACAUCCUGUCUUCCCUCUCCGCAGAAGUCGUCGCCGAAUCACCAUCUCCUUCUGGCGAGGCUUCUGAAGAGAGUUCUGACGAAAACGUAGAAGACGAGGAAAGCGUUGAUGACGAAGAAGAAGAGGAUUCCUGCUCCGAACAAGAUGAGCCGUUGGAAGGGUUUGUUGUACUCGUUUUGUUCUAUAAAUUUAUCAUAACCUUUUUUAAGGUUUCCGCCCGAUCCGAAAAACCUACGCCAACGUUUCCGCUCAUCGGACGAUCUUGUGCACAGGUACUGAGUAAUUUUAUCUCCUAACAGAAAAUCAACAAACAACAUUUUCAGACUGUUCGUUUGCAUCGCAGGCGUAGCAGACCAAUUGCAAACAAACUACUCGAGCGAGGUCCGCAAAGUGCUGAAAAUGAUUCUGCAGCCAAGCGAAGUUAUCCCUGUUUAUGAGGUUUUGAUCAAAUUUCUAAAAUAAAAAGUUUUGUUGUCUUCUUUAUCUUGGUAAAUGUCAGAAUGAUGGAAUAUUUUAUAGGUCAGUGCUCAAAUGGCAGUCGGACCUGAAGGAGAAGAAGAAACGGGUAUUGAGGUGCAAGAAUCUCUUCCACUGCCAGCUUUCAUUGGUCAGUUUUUUUGGAUUUUUUUGGAUGGAUUUUUGAUGAAACUGAAUCUGUUUUUUUCAAAAAGUAAAAAGCGGGAAUUCGAAAUUUGAAAAAGGACAAAUACUGAGAUAAUGAAAAAAAUGAAUUUAAUAAAAAUCAUGCCCAAAAAAUAAACAAGAAUCAAAACAGAUUAGGAAUGAAAUUUACACAAAUCAAGCUGAAUUCUUGAAUAAAAAUAACAUUUUUCUGAAACUCAGCUGCAUAAGUAAUCUUCUGCAAAAAAAUAAAUUACAAAAAAAGUUCUUUUUCUAAUCUUCAUGGUUUAUUGGACUUGAUGUGCCGAAUUACACUGAGAUAUUGCUCUUUUCAUAAUCCGCGAAACCUCUGCAAGUUUUCAAUAUAGCGACUACCAAAAUGGCUUCAUUUAUCCAAAAAUAUCUUUUUUUAAUUCUGAAGUGCAGGAACUAUGAAGUGUGGUCCAAAGAAUGAAGACCAAAUAUAUUAAAAAUUGAUAUGAAUAGGAAUGGGGAAGUAGUAUUGACUUAAAGCGUAAUGACGGCAAUUAUGGUGUUUCUAGACCCACCCAAAAAAAAAUUUGCGCGAAAAGUUUGGAACUUGAAGUUGACUAUUAAUCCAUAUUGCGCCUCAGUAGACAGGUCUAUCUAAUUUUUAAGCAGCGUUUUGAUCUCGAAGUGAAAAAUCUUGAAAAUGAAACGCUUCAGGUGUUCGAUGGGUUCCCGACGAGGAUUGCGAGCAAUGUACCGCCUGCUCACUGCCGUUCACAGUUGUACGUCGGCGACACCACUGUCGGAAUUGCGGACGAAUUUUCUGCCAUCGCUGCUCUUCUCACUCCAUUUGCAUCCCAGAACUUGGUUACGAUCGAAAAGUAUGUUUUCAAAAAUAAAAAUUCAUAUUUUGGAUCGCUUAAUCAUGCCUAGCCAAAGAUGCAAAAAAAAAAUUGAAAAAUAUGAUCGUCUCAUUAAUAAAUGACAAUAGUUUUAGUAAACCAAACUGUUUCAGGCAACAAAUAUUUGAGGUUCUUAUUGUAUAAUGAGCAUAUUUUGCCUAACUUUCAAAAGAAAUGAAAAGCUUCUAGUAACGCUUUUGCAACGAUUUGAUUUCUAGAAUGGCGGCUUGAAAAAAAAACUUGAAAGCAGAAUCAGAGUCAAAAUAUUUUAGUAAGUUUAACAUUGAAUUUUUCAAGGUUCGCGUGUGCAACCUGUGCUAUCUCCAUCGCGUGAAUCCUUUCGGAUGCGUUGGCUCCAGUACUCCUGACGCCAAUCCAGCCACAGCUCCUCCUACCUCAAGCUGA